Messenger RNA from Xyrauchen texanus (razorback sucker), 3590 nucleotides. RefSeq names its product polymerase (DNA directed) nu (gene poln). The record is from RefSeq and is a predicted model, not a curated record. Gene Ontology annotation, biological process: double-strand break repair; DNA-templated DNA replication. Bases 1 to 3543 code for a protein of 1180 amino acids. The transcript is spliced from 25 exons. Gene Ontology annotation, molecular function: DNA-directed DNA polymerase activity; DNA binding. Lineage: Eukaryota; Metazoa; Chordata; Actinopteri; Cypriniformes; Catostomidae.
AUGGAGAGCUACCUCCGCAGUAGUCUGAAUGCAGCCCCUCUGUCAAUGUCUGCGCAGACUGUCAUAGCAGCCCUUCGGGCCCAUCAUUCAGCAACCCUCUCCAGCUCUCAAAUGGACAGCCUAGAGAUUUCUCAGCUCAACUUCAUAUGCGAAAGAGAGAACAAGAGUCUUUGCCCCCCUUCUCAGGAACCGAAAUGGAGCGAAGACUUAAGUGUGUUGAGACAAGAAGUAUCUAAGCAUUUCAAACUGAAGAAUGUAAUUUGUAAUGAGAGAUUUGCACUCUACAAUGCUGGUGAUGAUUGCAUAAUGCACGCUGAACAGUGUAAUAAGCCAGUAGCACAGGGAGAUGUUUCACCGCUACAUGGCUUUACAAGCAAAUGUAGCCCCCAGGCUAAACCAGGUAUUUUGACAGAACCAGAGAAACAUAAACUGAAGAAGAGGUGGAUUCAACCACCAAGCCCAAUGGUUUAUCAACAUGAGUCACCCCCAGUGAAAAAGAGCUUUGGACAGCUUGGACUGUCCAUUAACAGCUGUCAUGAGGCAUCAGGGGAAGAAGACCGAUGUUGGAUGGACAAUGUGGACAAGCAGAGGAGAAAUGGACAGAUAUUCUCAUUUUGGAACUCAAGAUCAAAUUCAGAACAUGACUUGAUGAGUCAUGGGUUGACAGAGAGAGAUGACAAUGAAUCUUCUUGUGAAGGUAUCUCAAAAGAGGCCAAAUGUCACCAUAACCGGAAGGGUAAUGUAGCUGAAGUGUAUCCCAUUAGUCUUAGAUCUAAUGUAGAGGAACCAAAAUCCAAGUUAGAAUGUCUGGAAACCAGCUUUUCCUGCCAAGAUAGCAGGAAUUUGGAAAGCUGUCCACAUGCCCAAAGAUGUGGCAGCAUCACAGUCUCAAACACAGACUCGUUAGCCAUCAUUUCCCUUGAGCGUGACCUGGACACAUCUGGUUGGACAGUUAAAUCACUGAGCUCGGAGAUGGUGAAAGAACACAGUGGAUCAGCGAGGAGAGAGUUUAUCGAGAGCAGAACUAGUUUUCCCCAACUGGAGGAGGAUGCAGUUCAGUUGCCUGUCGGAGAGAGAAGUGGUGAGCUGGAGCCCAUAGUGCCACUCAUCACUGAAGGUCUGCACCACAGCAUCCAGUCCCUCUCAAAGGCUGGUAAGGUGAUCUCAAGGAAGGGCAUGUUAACCUGUUCAAAGCAUUUCAGGAAAUGGGAACGCCCCAAAUCUUCACAGGAAGCUCUUAAGAUCACUUCAUCCCAGGAGAGGUACAGAAAGACACUCAGAACCCUGAGGUUCCCCACCACCUCCACUAGCCGCAAAACACAGCUCACCCACCAGCCAACAAAAACUCUACAGUCAGGAUUCAACAGGCAUAGACAUCACCCCAGACCCAAAAAAGAAUCAAAGAAUCAAGAGUGCAAUGAGCCAAACCACUCGAAAUCCCCUAAUAAUACUGAACCAUGUCAAUCAGGAUCCAGUACAAGCAAUCAAAUGGCUUCAGAAACAGACAGAAAGGGAGAGAUGACUGCAGGAACUUCCAUAGCUUCCUUUAGUUUGACCACUGAUUCCAGGGUGUGCGACACUGGCCGUCUCUCACAGGAAGAGAGAGAGUGUAUGUUAGAGGAGACUAGAAGAGCAAAAGCAAUAAUUGUAACCAUGGUAUACCAGGAUGGCACUAUACAGCUGGACCCAGAACAGAGGUCGUGCCCUACAGUGAGUGGACUGCUGGUUUUGCUUAAGAGGGAUAUGUACUCAGAUGGGCUGGAAGAUAGACCACCAGAGAGAGUCCUUUAUCUUAGACUAGAGCAGACACCAGCCUGGGCCCAACAAGACCAUAGACACAUGAAGGAUGUGUUUACCAGAGAGAUGCUGUUGCAGAUGGUGAGCAGCAUGAAGCCAUUUGUGUGCUUUAAAGCUAAAGACCUGCUCCGCACAGUACUGAGACACUUCAGCAAAGACCUUAGCUGGCAACAAGUGUUGGGAUGUCGGGUGAUGGAUCCUCAGAUUGCUGCGUGGUUAUUAGACCCUGCCGACUCUGCAUCUUGCUUUCAGACCCUGCUUUCCAAACACUGCACACAUCCAGUUACAGGGAGAUCACCACAACCUGUGCUUGGGCACGCCAAGGUGACACAAGUGAUCUUGAAUUUAUCUCUCCUAUACGAACUAAUGGUGGAACUGCAGAACAAGCUUCAGACUCGGGGACUGUGGCAGCUCUAUUCUGGCAUAGAACAGAAGAUGAUUCCUGUUCUGGCAGGAAUGGAGAGCUAUAAAAUGCAAGUGGACAAGGAUGCCUUGAAAAGGACUUCAGAGAUGCUGGGGUCUAAGCUAAAACAGUUGGAGCAGGAAGCUCAACGGGCUGCAGGUCAACAGUUCUUGGUGUCCAGCAGUGCUCAGCUCAGACUGAUCCUGUUUGAGAAGCUGCGUUUGCAUGAACUUUGUGAAAAUAAGAAGCUUCCCAAAACAAUAAAACAGCAGCAGUCCACAUCAGAAACAGCCCUGGUGCAGCUACAGCACCUGCAUCCACUUCCUAAGAUUAUACUGGAAUACAGACAGAUCCACAAAAUCAAGACCGCAUUCGUGGAUGGCAUUUUAUCAUGUACGAACAAGACGUUCAUUUCUUCCACAUGGAAUCAGACGAGUACCGUGAGUGGCAGAUUAUCUGCUAAACAUCCUAAUUUUCAAGCUCUUCCAAAGCAGCCACUUCAGAUCUCAAAGAAGCAGUAUGUUCACGGAAAAAAUGCUGAAAUAGUGACUGUGCACCCACGUGCCAUGUUCAUUCCACGAGAGGGUUGGACUUUUCUAUCUGCAGAUUUCUGUCAGGUGGAGUUGCGUCUCUUGGCUCACUUAUCAUCUGACCUGCAGCUGCUGAGAAUCUUUCAGAACCCUGAAGCAGAUGCCUUCACCAUGCUUGCGGCCCAGUGGAAAAGUGUGAGUGAGGACAGAGUUAGUCUGGAGGACAGAGAGCAUGCCAAGCGUAUCGUGUACUCUGUGGUUUAUGGAGCUGGAAGAGAGCGGUUGUCUGGUAUUCUGGGUGUGAGUACAGAGGAGGCCAGUCGUUUUCAGGACUCUUUCCUACAGACCUAUAGAGAAGUGCAGACCUUCAUCCAACACACCAUCCAGCACUGCCACAAACACGGUUUUGUGAAGUCCAUAAUGGGAAGGCGCCGUUCCCUACCUCAUAUUCUCUCUGCUGACUGGAGCCUUCGAAACCAGGCAGAGAGACAGGCCGUCAACUUUGUACUGCAGGGCUCGGCUGCAGAUCUGACCAAAAUGGCCAUGAUCAAAAUCUGCUCCCUAGUGUCUUCUUCCUCUUCUCUCACUGCCAGGCUGGUGGCUCAGAUCCAUGAUGAGCUGCUGUUUGAAGUGGAGGUCUCACAAGUGGACGAGUUUGCUGUAUUGGUGAAGAAGACCAUGGAAUCUGUUGGGCACAUUGAAGGUUUGGGAGUGAAUAUUUCAGUGCCCCUUAAUGUCUCACUAUCCACAGGACUGUCAUGGGGCUCCAUGCGUGAGAUGAGCCUCCCCCGCACCACUGUAGCUUCUCACUGAGUCUCUGGCUCUCGCUCUUUCUAUCUAUCCCAUCACUAUGGUAACCA